GAACCUGUUGAGCAACAUAAGCAGAGAGGUUGAAAAGGCAAUCAGAAGUGAGAUGCGUGAACUUAAUGAGUCUUUGCAGUUUCAUAGCGCAAAAUUAGACGAGGUAGUGGGGUGUAUUGAUGCGUUUAAACAAACCAUUAAAAACCUCGAGAAGAAAAAUGUGGAAUUAACGAAUAAAAAUAAUAACCUUGAAACACGUGUUGGAGCCCUCGAGCAACAACUACAGGAAUUGGAGCAAGAAAAGCUUAUUGAUUGUGUAGAAAUAGCAAAUGUCCCCUAUCAGAGUAUGGAUGCGGAUAUCAAAUUAGUAGAAAAGGUGGCAUUAAAGCUACAACAGUCAAUAGAAGGAAUAAAAAGCUUACGUAGACUACAAGGGAGGAAAGAUCAACCUCCUAAUAUUAAAGUGGAGCUACAGGACGAAAAUACUCAAGUAAAAUGGAUAAUGGCUGCUAAAAACAUUAAAACUACGGUAGCGGAUAUUUGCCCCUCAGAGAAAAAUAAUAAGGAUAUAGUUUAUAUCAAUGAAGCAAUGACGAAAAAUAACAAAAAAAUAUUGUGGAUGGCAAAGCAAGAGUUGAAAACCAAUCAGAGAUUCAAGUACGUAUGGUUCAAAAAAGGUUUCGUUAAGGCACGCAAAGAUGACGACUCAAAAACAUAUACGUUAAAAACGAUGGCAGAUUUAAAUGGCCUUAUCAACAUUAAAAAUAAAGGACCCAAUUCUUAAGUUACUCUUACAUCACUCUUAAACAAGUUAAAUAGCUACGCUUCAAUAUGGACAGUGCACUUAAUAAUAUUUAUGAAUUAUCAGACUGUUUAAACAUUAACGAAUUUCUUGGUAGUAUUCCGAAUAUGAAUGUAAGCUUAGUGUGUAUACAUUUUAACAUCAGAUCCAUUAUAAAAAACUUUAACUCGCUUGAACAGUGUAUACUUACUUCAAAGAAGUGUAUCGAUGUUAUUAUUAUCACAGAGGCUAAUAUCUCUGAUAAUAUAAGUUGCCUAUAUCAUAUGAAUGGUUACCAAAUGUUCACAGCUUUAAGAAAGUCAAGAAGUGGUGGUGGCAUUAUCAUCUACGUAAGUAACAAACAUAAAUGCACCAUAACAAAUGUAACAUCUAAAAGCUUUGAAAACAUAUUACUUACUAUAACCACUACAUCUAACUACACUGCGAACAUUUGUGCUGUAUACCGUCCUCCUAAUUUAAGUAAAAAGCUUUUUAUUGACGAUCUUCUUUCUACUAUUGAAAAAUGUACAAAAACCACAGAUUUUUUCUUACUAGGCGAUAUCAACAUUAAU
Molecule: messenger RNA, 1293 nt
Organism: Pararge aegeria (speckled wood butterfly)
Lineage: Eukaryota; Metazoa; Arthropoda; Insecta; Lepidoptera; Nymphalidae
Exons: 1
Coding region: 53-724 (223 amino acids)
Source: RefSeq, a predicted model, not a curated record